Ophidiomyces ophidiicola is the source of this 4542-nucleotide messenger RNA. RefSeq lists its product as uncharacterized. Gene Ontology annotation, biological process: mitotic sister chromatid biorientation; protein localization to kinetochore; mitotic spindle assembly checkpoint signaling. The transcript has 5 exons. The record is from RefSeq and is a predicted model, not a curated record. NCBI's taxonomy places the organism in Eukaryota, Fungi, Ascomycota, Eurotiomycetes, Onygenales, Onygenaceae. Bases 1 to 4542 code for a protein of 1513 amino acids.
AUGGCAUCUAGAGGGGAGUCUCAGGCUCGUUCGCGACGCUCGAUUGCGCCAAUACCCCAAACGGCGCUUCGAAAUAGCAGCGAUAAAGAGAAUUUCACUUCGGAUCUAAAGAGAUCCAGCUUGCAACCGACACUUAGUCAUAAAAAACUCCGAAGCAAGAGUCUGGGACCAGGAGGACUAGAUGCGCUCAAUGGCGCUGCUGGGAACCGGCGCAAGUCCACCGCUGCAUUCCCUUUGAAAUCGAUUCUAAAGCCUGCCAUACCCGUUUCUCCCAUCCAAACAAUACCCGCUUUCCAAGAGACACGAAGCAAGACUCCGGCCCGCAGUCCGCAGAAAACAAAUAACUCUCGAGGUGCCAGUAAUGGACUUCUUAUUGAUUUCUCAACGUCCCCUGCAGUGCCUGUGAUAGGAACCGAAAAAUUAUCCAACCCGUUCGACACAUUUAACCCUAGUCCGGCGCGAAAUGGAAGAGAGGCGUUUCGGUUAGAAGAAGAGCAGCGAAGAGAGAGAGAAACUAAAGCUAAACAUGAGCGUGCAAAGCGAGCAGCGCUUGAGCAGCGCGCCGCGAGGAGGAAAUCUAUGGCAAACCGCCGUGUUUCGUUCGCUCCGGAGGCUACGCUACAUACAUGGAAUGUUGUUGAAUUGAUGGAGGAUUCUACUGCCUCGUCAGCCAACUCAACUCGACGGACAUCGGCAGUUGCCCAGGCAAGCAAUGGAACUCCAGGUACCCCGGAAGCACUUGAACAAUUCUCUCCAGCAACUCAACGGAUUAUGCACCAGCAAAAUAAUCAGCACAACUUUCAAAGCAGCCAGGAAGAGCUAGAUGAUCCAGGCGACGAUAAGGAUUUUUCUUCCAGCCCAUUCAGUGGAGACUCAACUGUUGGUGGCGAAGAUACCACACAGUUGGACCCUGAUAAUGGAGAUAGCGUCUCAGAUUCGGACAUGGACAACGAUAGUACGGCAAUGAGCUUGGACAACGCGACUCGGCGCUCAACCAUGUCAAGUCGUUCAGAUGGCUCAACUACUGACUCGAGCGCUCGACUUGACCGCUCAUUGCGCCUGGCAGCAGAUAUUGCUGGAACAAAUGGCAUUGGGUAUGAUGAGAAUGAAGACUUAUCCAUGGCGUUCGAAAACCACGAGAUCAUUGGGGCGUUUAAGCCUUGGAUCAAGAAAGGAACCGACCGUUCAGGCUUUGAUGCCGAUAGCUUAACCUCGCGAUUUGACCAGGAAAAUAUAAACCCCUUUCAAAAGUCAUCGGGGUCUCGACAACCUCAGUAUGCUGACGAUGGCGACGAAACUGGCAUGGACCUUACAAAACCAGUUGGCCGCAUUCUCUCGAGCCAACGGCGUACUUCUUCAUUUGAACCUGACACCAGGCGCAUUUCCAGCACAAAAUCACUGCAGGGAGAUCAGACCAUGGAGUUCACAAAUGUCAUCGGCGGAAUCAAACCGUCGUCGCCGCAAUCUGGGUUAUUUUCUGGGGACAGCAAUAUCGCGGAAGAUGAGGAGAUGACAAUGGAAUUCACUUCGGUAUUCGGUGGCGUGCUCAAUAAGAACGCCCCUCAUAAUACUGAUAUCAACCGUAGUGAAGAAGAACCGUAUCAAAGGGACGAUAGUGAGGAUGAUGUGAACUAUCCUGAGCUAACAGAGGUGGAAAUGGAGAUGACGGCGGCUGUCGGGGGUAUACUUCCUUCCAUUGAAGAACGGACUGAGCCUCUAGAGGAUGAAACAAUGGGCAUGGAAAUAACCAAUGCAAUUGGAAAGAUUUUACCAAGCUUCCGUCCUGCUGGUGGGAUGCAAGGCGGCGAGUCGGAGCCUGAACUUCUUAGCUCCCCCUUCCAAGAAACUACCAUACCUUCUCCGGCCAAACCUAGAACGCCCCUCCGCGUUCCUGAAAUUCCGUUCCAGGACGAAAGCCCCAGUUUAGCACAUAUCCGACUCCAGCCAGCAAGACGAAGGAGCUCAGUAGCUCGUUCGUCUACGACUCCAACAAAAGCCACUCCUAGACAACUAACUCCUGUCAACACUACUCCCACGCCAUCCCAAGCAAAAUCUCCUCGUAUCACAAGAAGAACGACUUCUGCUACGCCUACUACUCCAAACACUCCGUCGCCGCGCAAACCCCGAUUAUCACCAAGAAAAUCCUCCAAACCCGACUCCCAAACACCCAACCUGACACCUACGUCCAUUUUUCAAUACAAGGAAAAUGGCCAGGCCUCUCCCAGAAUUGUAUUGCAAAGUCGUAGACGGUCACCAUCCGGACUUGGCAUCGACAAAGAGGGUCUCGGUUCUCCGCGAGUGGCAGAAAUUCUUGAUAGAAGGCGAUCGAUCGGGGAAGACGCCCAAAACUUCACCCCAAGUACCCAUACUUCGAGGGCCGCCCGCUUUAACAGCGUGAAUGAUCGUUCAGAUCAUGGCUACACAGAAUCGGGCCAAGACGAACAAAGAAAAGUCGUAUCAUUCGGUGACCCUCAGCUGAUACAGGAACCUGGAGUCAAUAUCAGGGAGAUGAUAUCUAGUUUAACACCUAAGAAGAACAAGUUAAAAGGCCGGAAGAGUUUGCAUGUUGGCGCUGCCAAAGGCCUCCUGGGAAAACGGCCAAUUGAACUCGACAUAGACGAUGAGGAUGAGAAUGAUACCCCAAAACGACCCAGGCCCAGGCAAGCAAGCCCUGUCAAGAAUAUUAAACUCCCAGCACCGCCAUCUAAGGCGGUAACGAUUGGAAAGCUAUCUUCAUCAUUCAUAUCGCAAAACAAUGUCAAGUCUCCAAUGCAACCGGUUACCACAACCCCAAAAGAUACACGGCAUAAGAGUGUUGAUAUUGAUGUUACUGGCGAACGCGAUGAUCGGGUGACUACUGUCGAUCAGGGGGCUGUUGAGGAUCCGGACAGCGCAGACUCUGAAAUCAAGCCUCUACAGCUCUCCGAAUUUCUUGAAAUGACAAAUAUUCGAUUCAUGGAGCUUACGACGACAAAAAGACGACACACUCUUGCUCCCGAUAUAGAAAAGAAGCGCGUUGUAGAAAACGAUGCUGAAGCUACAAAAGAGAUUGGCCUAGAGGAUUGUGUUGCUGCCGGAUUUUGUACAAUUCCAAUGCUUGAGUUGUAUCAACAUUCCUGUCGUGAACUCAAGUCUUAUAUCUCGGAAGGUCGACGAAUAAUUCGAUCAAUCGAAACAGAGACAUACGGCGAAAACCCUCCCCUUUUUCAAGAAUAUGUCACUGCUCCUCCAGAUAUUCGUGUAUUGAUGGACAACCAGUUUCGCAAUGUGAAAUGCCAUGCUAGGCUUUUAAGCAAAUCGAUGUGGUAUGAAUGGCGGAUGAAGCUUCUCGAGGGCCUCAAGCAAGGCCUGGACCGUCACGUUGACGAAAUGGCACAAGAUGCUAAAGUGUUGUCGAGAAAAGAAACCUUAUUAAAUAGUGUUGUUCCUGGUCUGGCAGAAAAGCAUGAAAAUCUACAAAUUGACGCCCAUAAUCUUCAGAAGGCGGUAGAAGAAAUGGAAAAUUGCGAUCAAGAGGAGCUAAGACAAACUAGAGAAAGACUAGCAGCGCUUGAUCUUGAGGUAUCGAGAAGAAGAAAAGACCUCGACGAAGCACAGGCAGCCCUAGAAGAAAACUCUACUGCUAUCAAAGCAGGAAUGGAUAAAAAGAAGCGUUUAUUAAAAGAGAUACAUGAAGCUGAAGCUAUCUUAGAGGAAUGUCGAGGGUGGGAUGUCAAGGAAGUAUAUCAUUUAAAAGAUGCUGUUCAGAAGCUGGAAAAAACAACUGGGUGGACAAUUUUAUCCGUCGACCCGGGCGCCAGCUCAAAAUAUGACCCUGCAUUGUCUAUGCGAUACAACGACGAGCUGAGACUCGAUUUCCACCCCGCGAUGUUUCGUGUUAGUUCGGCAUCAAAACAUCAAAAUUCUCAGUUGGGGGAUUUCCCUGUAACAUUAAGUUACUCUCCUUUAUCUACUCGGAACUUGUGCAGCACCAUAUCCAAUGCACCUCCUGAAAUUUGUUUGAUGCUUCAUGCUCUCCGCACACGUUUAUCCCAUGCCACCCAUUCCUCCAUAUCUCCUAAGACUCUUCUUUCUGGGAUUUCUCAAACAUGGGAUAUUGCCUCUUCCCUGCGAAACGAAAUCCGCAUGCUUGGGUAUUGCGGCAUUACGAAAUCUAAAAAUAUUGAGCUGAACGUGUCCGAACCUGCAUUGCUCAAGACUCGAUGUAUUUUUCUCGGCUUCCAACCCACCGCCACCCCAAAAAAGACGGAUCCAGCUUCACAAAUGUCCAAAUUUCAAGCCAGGAUCGAUAUCGAUUUCACCAUCAAACCGCGUCCAAUCAUCAACAAAGGCAACCAAGAUGAGCCAGGCGUUGGGAUCGAUGUGGACAUUGACGUCUCCGCCAGUAAAAUCUAUGGAUUCACGAGUGACAGUGUUUCAGAGCAAGAACUUAGCGAAGCACUGAUGAGUUUUAUUCAGCGUCAGGAUGGGAAGGGAAAAAAGUUUGGACAUGGAUUGUGGAGGGAUGCUGUGAAAGAUUUAGGAAACAAAGUAUUCUGUUAG